This is a messenger RNA of Eufriesea mexicana, 4738 nucleotides long. It is a transcript of the gene mmd, whose product is annotated as disintegrin and metalloproteinase domain-containing protein mind-meld. The transcript is spliced from 25 exons. Gene Ontology annotation, molecular function: metalloendopeptidase activity. NCBI's taxonomy places the organism in Eukaryota, Metazoa, Arthropoda, Insecta, Hymenoptera, Apidae. The record is from RefSeq and is a predicted model, not a curated record. Gene Ontology annotation, biological process: proteolysis. Bases 423 to 4499 code for a protein of 1358 amino acids.
CUCUCUCUCUGCCUGUCUCACUGUCUACAGCUAUCUCUCUCUUCUUUUCUCCACCUGGAUCAUCCUCCACCUGGACCUUCUGUGUACUCUCUCUCCCCAGUUCGAUCUCAGCUCCCCGUUGUUUCCGCGAAUCUUUCGCUUCACCCGUCGCUUCUUCUGCUCCUUCGUCUCCCUCCGGCUCUCCUUUCUAUUCUCUUUUUGGUUGCGCCUCUAUACACCACUCACGGCCCUCGGUUCUCGCUUUUCGCUCGCUUCUACGCUCCUACCCGAACCGCGUAACCCAGUCAGUCAGUCGUGUACUCAUGAUCCGACCGGCGACCAGGUAGUAUCGCUGAUUAUGCGCGACAUGAGCACCACCGUCAUCGUAGUGUUUUACGAGCGUCAUGUAAAAUGGAAUUAAACAAUGUUGUUAAGACGUAAACAUGUUUUGGCUACACUGUGGACUCUUUGUUCUCGUGAUUGCCGUACCUGGAUUUAUUAGCAGCGCCGACAGCACGUCCAAGCGAGAAGCCGACUACACUUUAGAUGAUUCCUUUUGGAACGAAGAAACAGUCUUUGAUGAGGCCAAACGACUACUACAAGAGUAUCGACAAAACCAAGAGCUAGUACAAAAUAUCGGGGCUAAUUACUAUCAGAUCAUCUAUCCAGUACAGUUACGGCAUCACGAGAAAAUGGGGAUAUCCACAAGAGAAAUCAGCGUAUCCAAGUUUCCUCAAAGAGGAUACGGAGAGGGACAUCAGAAUAAAGGCAGAAUGAAAACGGGGAGACAUUAUCAUCGGACGUCCCUCUUGAUCAAGGCCUUUAAUCAUAAAUUUCGCCUAGAUUUAGAAUUAAAUACGCAACUUUUAGCUCCGAAUCUUGCCCAAACCGACUAUUUAGCCGACAACGCGGAACAACGUUCUAUACAGGAGAUAGAACAAUGCUACUAUCACGGUACCGUGAGGGACUAUCCAGGAGCUAUCGCUGCCUUUCACACGUGUGACGGUGUCAGCGGUGUUAUUCACUUAGGCAACGAGACAUUCGUCAUUCAUCCAUUUUACGGCGGCGAUUUAUCGCAGAAACAUCCUCACGUUAUAUUCGAAGCUCGAACAAAGGCUAACAGAGGCUGCGCUAUCUCGGAGAAUUAUGAGUGGCGUUCAAAGAACCGCCGGCAGAAGCACAUUCUGGGGCUAUCGGAGACCACUUCCGAUCGAUACAAGAGAGACGUCCGUGAAGUAGUGAAAUUCGUCGAAACUGCCAUCAUUAUCGAUAAGGCCAUGUUCGAGAAGAGGAACGGUAGCACCAGAGCCGAGGUCGUUCACGAUGCCAUCCAAGUCGCCAAUAUCGCGGAUAUGUAUUUCCGCGCGUUAAAGACUAGAAUCUCCGUCGUAUACAUCGAAACCUGGCAAGGCAAGAACCAGGUACAGAUCAGUACGGGCAUGGAUAUCAAUCAAGCUUUGGAGAAUUUACUCGAUUACGCGGUGCGAAAUAUGUUUCAUAUUCAACACGAUACCGCCCAGUUAUUCACGGGCGAAACGUUCUCCGGUGAAGAAUCGGGGAUGGCCACACCUUCGACCAUGUGCGGAAAAAAAUCCGUAGGGAUCAGCGUCGAUUUGAACACGUACGAGCCUCAUCUCCUAGCUGGUACUAUGGCGCACAUGAUUGGCCACAAUAUCGGCAUGAAACACGACGAUGGAAGAAGCGAGUGUUUCUGUCGCGAAUGGCACGGGUGCAUCAUGGCUCAAUCGAUCGUCGGCUUGGAAAACGUUCAGCCGUACACGUUCUCCGAUUGUAGUAAAGCAGAUUACGCAGACAUGUUAAAAAACGGCAAAGGUUCCUGUCUUUUAAAUAAACCAAACGAGGUGGAAAUAAAGAAGACUUGCGGAAACAGGGUAAUCGACGAAGGGGAACAAUGCGAUUGCGGAACGGUGUCGGAGUGUCACAAGCUCGACCCAUGCUGCGAUCCAAUCACUUGCAAGCUCACCUCGGAAGCGGAAUGCGCGACCGGUCCAUGCUGCAGCGAUUGCAAGCUGCUCGCUCACGGCGUGCUGUGCCGGGAGUCGACGAACGAGUGCGACCUGCCGGAAGUCUGCACCGGAAAGUCCGGCCAGUGCCCAGCGGACGUUUACAAGAAGAAUGGCAUCCCUUGCUCGAACAACACUACGUACUGCUAUAAGGGCAUUUGCCCGUCGUUGGACAUUCAGUGCGAGCAAAUAUGGGGCUACGGUGGUGUCGCUGCGGACCAACAGUGCUUCGAACAGUUCAAUUCUCAAGGCUCGCUGAAUGGACACUGUGGCACUAACUCUUCUGGUCACUAUGUGAAAUGCGAGUUGGAGAAUGUUCGUUGUGGAUCAUUGCAAUGUCAGCGAGGUAUCAAGCAACUAUCGAUACUCGGGAUAGAUCAUUCGAGAACUAUAAUCUCGAUGAAAGGAGAGGAGUACGAGUGCAAAUCUACGACUGGGAAAGUGGUAGGAUCCAACCUGCCCGAGAUGGGAUUGGUUCGCGAUGGAACAUCCUGCGGAGACAACUUGAUAUGCGUGAACCAAACGUGCAUGAGUCUCUACUCUCUCAUAGACAAUGAGAAAUGUCCUACCAAUCACGGCAACAUUGAAUGCUCGGGCAAUGGCGUGUGCACAAACAUGAAUAAGUGCUACUGCAACCUCGGAUGGAAUGGGACAGAUUGCUCCUUAAAGCAAGAUAUUCCAACUUUCCCGCCAAAAACACCUAGCAUCGAAGCUGGUAAAAAUAGUUCAAAGCCUAAAUUAGUGAAGAAAGAGACCCCCUACGAGAACUAUCACGGCUCUAACACUGUAUUUUUAGUUGUUGUGCUCAUGUCGGUGGUAGGGGGUGUUUUCAUAGUAUUUGCUCUGAUGGCUCUCUGCUACAGGUCAGUCGUAGUACAUAAAAACUACUCCCUCUGUCUCAGAAGGAAGAGCACCGUCCAGAAGUACGACCAACCGUACAUAAAGAAACCAUUGCAGAGGAGUUACAACAGCGUUCCUGGGAACAAUCAUCCGGAACUCGCCGUUCUGGACAACGUGAACACCAAGAUCCUCACCUAUCACAGAAUGCCUAAUUACAGCCGAAGCGACUCCCAGCGCGUGAUGUUUCAACACCCGAAUAUCGUCGCCACCACAGACGGGCCAAGAGUCAAGGAGUAUCCGGGAGCAGACGAAGUCGUCUCCUUCAUUGAUCUGCAACCAGACAAUCUCACAAAGAAGGGAAUCUUAAAGAAACACAGUUACGAUAUAGAAGGUGGAACGGUGGCCAGCGUGGAACAUACUUUGAGUCAACUGAACGGUUACCACGAGCACAUUCUCGAAGCACUGAAAAUGGCUGCUGAUCAGCGCGAUGCAUCGGGUACACCUUCGACCAGUGGAAAUCCGAUGGACGACGAGGCUUUAACGGAACCUCUGGCGGAACUGUUGACGGAACCUCUGCCAGAAUACUCUACGGAUUCGUAUCGUAAAAUCAUGAAGCAUAUCGACAGUCAGGCGGACGAGGAGUACGAGGAAUACCAACCUUGCGCUCCUGUUCGCAUACGUACUCUGAAGGACCUGAUUAAGCAGCUGGAGCACACAGCUAGAAACACAAGUCCAACCGGUUCCGAGGAUAUGCGGAUGUCCGAGAGCGAGGCCGAUCGUCCCUACAGAAAAGAUUCGUCCGUUUGUAGCGAGUCCUCCCAAGGAAGCAGAAGAUGUAGCCGCGCCCGUGACGAUACCUACGGUAGAUAUUGUCAACCAUCGUCUCGAAGUCCUUACGGCACCCAUCAGCACUCUCAACAUUCCCAUCAAAUGUACAAGGAGGAGGGUAUCUAUGCAACUGCCGAUCCUGACAGAGGCUCAAAUACUAGGGGUGAAACACCCGAUAGUGGAAGUGAUGCAUUUAUUCAAGCUCAACAAUUAGCCCGACGGACUAGUGAGGACGGAGUGCAACACUGGCCACCUCAGCAGCCGCCGCCGCCGCCGCCGCCGCCGCCGCCACCGCCGCCACCUGUAAUGACUGGUAGCACAGUGCAGCUGCUGCAACUACAUCAUUCUCAACAAGAACAUCGUCAACAAAUGCAGCAGCAGCAUCAUUGCCACCGUUAUGCGCAGCAGUCGCAGCCACAGCAGCAGCAGCAGCCGCAGCCGUCGUCGCAACAGCAACACCAACGUCAACAUCAGCAGCAGCAGCAGCAGCAACAACACCAACAACAACAACAACAACACCAACUGCCGGUGGAACAACUGCCAAUACAGCAGCGCGGCUAUUAUCCAUCCCCACCCCACACUGAUAACGGUCUCGACAACGACGAGACUGAAAAUGCUCAAUCCCACCAACAACAAAAGCUCCCCGACGUUCGUGGAAUCGAUGUUAAUCACUUGCCUAAUAUUAACAAAUGCCCACUAGACGAUAACUUUAGUCUAGAUUGUAUCAUAAAUAAUGGUUCCCUUAAAGAAUUAAAUACCAACAACACUAGUGAUAACGAAAAUACUGCCCUACUGCCCCCUUCGCAUUUUCCUGAGUACAAGCAUUGAUAAUUAUUAAUCGAUGACAGAUAGUGUCCAUAAAACAUAGUGGUGUGAUUUAAUCUUGAACUCGCAUUUUAUACUGAAUAGUGUAAAUAACGAUAAACUAUUGAUCGCAACAUCAACAACAAAAACAACGGUAAACAGGUAUUAAAUUAUAUGAAUUAAAAUAAUCUAUAUGAAAUGUUUAUUAAUAAACAUUAGUAAAGCGAUUUACUCGAAAAAACGUAUUACUAUUAUUCAAAUAU